CUUGCUGAAACAAUAAUCUUAUUACAAUUAGUACAUGAUUAGCCGUUAGACAUUUGACGUGCACUCGGCCGUCACAAGUGCAAUCAAAAAUUAACUCCGGAAAAAGAUUUGGUAUACCUUCAGCUGUCCAUGACGAAUCUAGUGGACUUCCUGACAACUCUAGUAUAAAAGAUAAGGAGAAUUCUGAUUCAAAUAAUAGGCAGAAUAACGACACGUUGAAAAUUUUGAAACGAGCUAAGUCAGCAAGAAAGAACUUGAAGAAAUCAAAAGCGCAAUCAUCUAAAGAAUCUUCUGAAUAGAUUUUAAAAAAAUAUCUAAAAACUGUUACAAAUCCUGAGGGUAACGAAGAUUUAGAUGAGGAUGUAUCUCAAGACAAUGAAAGUUUUAUAUCAGAUAUUCUUUCGUCAACGCGAAAAUCGCCGAUUGGAGAUAAUGCUCAUAAUUCAAAAAAACAGUAACCCCAGGAUGGAUGAAGAAAACGAUCAUUCAGCAUAUAAAUCCGUAAUAAGGGCGUAUAAAGAUCAAUUAAAUUUUUUUAAAAAUAAAUAUGAAGAAUCACAAAAACAAUUGAAUGAAUAGAAGUUGAAGUAUGAUAAUAUCUCUACAUGUAACAUCUGGCUUGACAGAUGGAGCAUUGUUAGAAUAUUAUGAUAAACUUUAUAAGUAUUCUGGACCUUUACAAAUCGAUGACAAUUCUGACUGCUUAAAACUUCUUCAUAAUGUUGAGUGUAACAUUGUAGCAUAUAAAGAUGCAUUCAAAUCAUCAAAACCAAUUCAGGUUGUUCGACUAUUAAUGUUUGGCAUUUAUGGAUACGAAGACCUAUUAACUCGUUGCCAAAAAAAUGAAAAAGAAACAGCUGGUUUACAGCCAUUGUGUAAAAUAAGGAGUGAAGCCAUUGAAAGAGAGCUUUACAGAUUUUGAAGACUCAACAAUUAUAAUGCACAACUAAUAAAGCUAGAACUUCAAGAAAUCGAUAAGUAUUAUCAUAAUGCACUCUCAUGUGCCAAA
This is a messenger RNA of Nasonia vitripennis (jewel wasp), 1009 nucleotides long. RefSeq lists its product as uncharacterized. Lineage: Eukaryota; Metazoa; Arthropoda; Insecta; Hymenoptera; Pteromalidae. The record is from RefSeq and is a predicted model, not a curated record. The transcript is spliced from 4 exons. The coding region runs from base 590 to 922 and encodes 110 amino acids.